AUGAGAAAGAAAAAAAAAGAUAUUGAUGACAUUCAAGAACGGAUAGGUCAAAAGGAAAAAAAAAAUUUAAGCAAAAAUAAUAGAAGAUAUUUAAGUGGCAAAGAAAAUGAUACUAAGCUAGCCAAAAAGGAAAAACGUGAAAACACUCACAGCAUAAGUUCUGUCGAAAAUUAUAGCAGCAAUAGUAGUAGCGACACAAACAAUAGUCAUAAAAAUAAAUCUCAAAAAUCGAUCAAAUUAAAAAGAAAAAGGAAUGUACGAAAUGAAUCAUCAAGUUCUGAAACAAACAAAACAAAAAAGAAAUUUGGAAAAAGGCAGAUAAAUGAACAUGAAGAAUGUUCCAAAUUUGACCGAGAGCAAUAUCAAAGUAAUAGACAUGAGAAAAUAAGCAAAUCCUUAAAUGAAAAAAAAAGAGAGAGAAAAGAAAGGAGCGAUUCUGAUGAGGGUGAAGAUGAAGAUGACAAUGUACGUUAUAAAAAAGAAAGGAAAAAAAGAGAGGACAAAAAAAGAGAGAACAAAAAAAGAGAGAACAAAAAAAGCGAGUCUGAUGAAGAUGAAGAUGACAAUGCACGCUAUAAAACAGAAAGGAAAAAAGAGAGAAAAGAAAGAAGCGAUUCUGAUGAGGAUGAAGAUGAAGAUGACAAUGCACGCUAUAAAAAUGACAGAAAUAAAUUAAAGAGAGGACGAAGCGAUAGUAGUUACAUGCGAAAAAGCCGAGAAAAAGAAAGAAAACAUUUUAGAAAUAAAAAAUAUAAUAAACGAAGUGUAUCAAACAGUUCAAAUGAAUUUGAUAAAAAAAAAAAAGAUAAAAGUCAUUAUCAAAAAAGAGAUCAAAAUGAAAAAAAAAAAAAAAAUUCAGAUUCAAUCCACGAUUCAAGGGAUUAUGUCCACAAAAUGAAAAGAGAAAAACAUGAACAUGAACAUGAACAUGAACAUAAAUUUAGACGAAAUGGCAGUAGUAGUGGCAGUGGCAGUAGUAGUGGUCGUAGUAGUGGCAGUAGUAGUGGCCGUAGCAGUGCCAGUAGUGGUGGGGGUGAAGAAAAGGAAUAUGACCCAUUUGAUGAAGAUCUAAAUAAAGAUGUCGAAAUUAAUGAAAAUUUAAUCGAAUAUGCAAAAAAAAAAAUAGCAAAUAUUACUACAGAAGAUAUAGGAAGAACAGGAGGAAUAUAUAUUCCACCUUUUAAAUUAGAAAGAUUACAAAAUGAAAUAACAAAUAAAAAAAGUAGUGCAUAUCAAAAAAAUGAAUGGAUGAAAUUAAAAAAAAAAAUAAAUAAUAUAGUUAAUAAAGUAAAUAUAGAUAAUAUUGGAGAAAUAUGUUAUGAAUUAUUUGAAUGUAAUUUGAUAAGAGGAAAAGGAAUAUUUAGUCGUGCUAUAUUACAUGCACAAUUAAGUUCUCCAGCAUUUACAAAUGUUUUUACAUGUCUUUUAUGUAUUGUUAAUUCAAAAUUUCCAAACAUUGGUUUAUUAACAAUACAUAGAACAAUAUUACAUUUUAGAAGAGCUUAUAAAAGAUGCGAUAAAAUAGCAUGUUUUAAUAGUGUUAAAUUUAUAGCACAUAUGAUUAACCAAAGAAUACUUAAUGAAAUAGUAGGGUUACAAUUAUGUUCAUUAUUAUUACAAAAUAUAACCAAUGAUUCCAUUCAAGUAUGUACAUAUUUUUUAGCUGAGGUAGGUCAAUUAUAUAUGAACAUAUGUAGAAGUGGGUUAGAUAUUAUUUUUGAUAGAUUAAAAGAUAUUAUACAAGAAGGAAAUAUAAAUGUUAAAACACAAUAUGAUAUUGAAAAAUUGUGGAAUUAUAGAAAAGAUUAUUUUAAAGAUUUUCCUACAAUCAUAGAAGAUUUAGACAUUAUUAGUGAAGAAGAUAAAAUAAUUCAUGAAAUCGAUUUGUUAGAUGAAAAUAUUAGUAAUCAAGAAGAAUUAAAUAUUUUUAAAGAAGUUUCUUAUGAACAAUAUGAAAAAGAAGAUCAAGAGUGGGCUGACAUUUCACGUGAACUAUUAGAUGUAGAUGAUAAUUCACGAAAUAAACAGAAAGACACAAAUGAAAGUAAUAGUGAUGAUAUAACUGGUAAUAGCCAAAAUGAAAAUUAUAGUAGUAAUAGUAGUAAUAGUAGUACAGAUUCUGAAAAAGAAAACACAAAUGAUGAUUCGAGUAAUGAAGAUGAAGAAGAAGAAGAUGAGAAUAAAGAAGAAAUACAUGAUAUGACAGAACAAUAUUUAAUUAAUUUAAGAAAAAAUAUAUAUUUGUCAAUUAUGUCAUCUUUAAGUUUUGAAGAAUGUGUACAUAAAUUAUUAAAAUUAACAAUUAAAAGUGGAUAUGAAAUCGAAAUUUGUAAUAUGCUUAUAGAUUGUUGCUGUAUGGAAAAAACUUUUCAAAAAUUUUAUGCAUUGCAAGGUGAAAGAUUAUGUAAAUUAAAAAUUAUUUAUCAAGAGAAUUUUGAAAAGUGUUUUGAGAAUUCAUAUAAUACAGCUCAUAGAUUAGAAACAUCUAAAUUAAGAAAUUGUUCAAAAUUUUUUGCACAUCUAUUAUAUACAGAUUCUAUUUCAUGGAGAGUUUUUACUUUAAUCAAAUUAACUGAAGAAGAUACAACAUCAUCUACAAGAAUUUUUACUAAAAUAUUAUUACAAGAAUUAACAAAUAAUAUGGGAAUUAAAACAUUUUAUUUUAAAAUUAAUCAUCCUGCAAUAUCCCCAUUUUUAUCUGGUUUAUUUCCAUCAGACAAUUCUCAAAAUAUCCGAUUUAGUAUCAACUUUUUUACAGCCAUUGGUUUGGGUGCACUAACUAGUUCAAUGAGGAAAUUGCUUUCGACCGAGGGGCAUUAA
Messenger RNA from Plasmodium yoelii, 2820 nucleotides. RefSeq lists its product as uncharacterized. The transcript has a single exon. Gene Ontology annotation, biological process: mRNA splicing, via spliceosome. Gene Ontology annotation, cellular component: catalytic step 2 spliceosome. The coding region runs from base 1 to 2820 and encodes 939 amino acids. Lineage: Eukaryota; Apicomplexa; Aconoidasida; Haemosporida; Plasmodiidae. The record is from RefSeq and is a predicted model, not a curated record. Gene Ontology annotation, molecular function: RNA binding; protein binding.